AGAAACCUCGAAAGUGAUCACUUAGUUUCAGUGUCCAUGGCAUGCUUAAACAUGUUCAACAAUGACCAACAAGGUCUCCACGCUGCAAUGGGCCCAAGAAUCUCCUUCUCUAAUGACUUUGCCGACACCCAACAACCCACCAAGCACGAUCACAGCUAUAGAGAAGCACCAGUUUCCUCAGAUUUCGAGUUUUCGGUGUCUGGUUACAACAUGAUUUCUGCGGAUGAGGUCUUCUUCAAGGGCAAAAUUGUACCCACCAAGACCACUCUCAGAGAUGAACUCCUUGUGGAGGAUGACGACAUGGAUGUGUCGUCACCGCGACUACACAAGGGUAUGAGCCGAUGGAAAGAGCGUUUAGGCCUCAAGAGAUCUAGCAUCCAUCAUCUACGUAGGAAAUCUGCUGAUAGGACUGUUUCUGAUCAAGUCCUUGAAAGAAUUGAUGAGACGACCUCCACAACUUUGGCAUUCCACGAGAAUAUGUUUGCUGCUAACCUCAAGGGUGAAAACUAGAUGCGCUACUUGAGACCCAGACCCAGAAAAUGAUAAGUCUCUUCAAAAUAAUUCUGAAUUGAUUUUCUGGUCACAGGUGCUUACUGGCAGAUCUUGGAUGGAAUACUUUAAAGGAAGGUGGCAAAGGAAUUAUUC
Coffea eugenioides is the source of this 645-nucleotide messenger RNA. RefSeq lists its product as uncharacterized. The transcript has a single exon. Lineage: Eukaryota; Viridiplantae; Streptophyta; Magnoliopsida; Gentianales; Rubiaceae. The record is from RefSeq and is a predicted model, not a curated record. Bases 37 to 510 code for a protein of 157 amino acids.